AUGACCAAGCCGGGGUUUCCCGACUGCGUGUACGCGCAAGCGGCCGACGCUUUUCGAGCAUCCUGUGUGGAGAAGAAUCUGGAUUACAGAGUCGUCCAUUACGCCUCCAUCCCACACCCUGCUGCCGGAGACACUGGGCGCAAGCGCAACACAAAACAAGACGAGGUUUGGGCAUAUGAGCUGGCAUUCAACACUCUGAAAUUCCAAGCGCUGUUGGAGGACGUCUUGAUUGACAGCUGCUUCCAGGCGACUCAACAACUGCCAGAUGACCUCCUGGCCCUGGCGAUGGUCAUGCUGUAUGACCUGCAGGAUAGGAAGUUCCUGCCCAGAGAGCUAAUGACGGGAGACGAGGAUGAGUCUGUGGACGAAGUGAGGCUGGUAGAGGACAGUCUCUUCAGGUCCAGGACUAAGCUUGCAGCUUCGUUGGCUCGCUUCAGAAUCAAGCAGGAUCUGGUGUGUAUAGAUGACCUUCUCCCAAAAAGUGUGAAGGAAAUGCACCAAAGAAAACACAAACUACCCACCUGUGCCUGGGUCAACACACUCAAGAGCAGCGUGGAUGAAGUGUGUAUGACGCUGAAGACACAGGGCUUCAUCCAGGUGGAUCCACACACACAUCUGGAAGGGAGUGUGUUCUGUAAGGACGCACACUGUCCCGAUGUCCUGCUGUUUCCAAACCGAGCGCGAGAACUUCUAGCCAAGACGACGCUGUUAAUGGAUCAUACGCUUAUAAUACAGGAGAAGUCCCGCAAUCUGGCUGUGUGUGCACUGCGCCCCCUGUUGGCCCAAAACACCGAUAUUCUGAUCGCAGGUUCGUUCUCUGCACACACCGUGGCUCACGUAGGCGUCCAGGCUUCGGUAUUUUCCAAUCACGUCUACGUCUGUGGCCUCCCUGCUGACUCCACCCACAGAGAGGAUCUACAAGCGACGCUGUCUCGCAUUGGCUGUAAAAACGUACGCUUGCUGCCUGAACACUUUGCCGAGCUGAGCGAAGGCGAUUCACGUCUCCAGAAGGUUCGAGUUGUUCUCUUGCUGCCCCGCUGCACAGCUUCAGCACUCGCUGACCCCGUAGCGCAUAUUAUUAAUGAGGACGGAGACAGGAAGUUGCUGUGGGAUCUGUCUCAGGGCACUGUGUCCGACACAAAACUGGAGUCUCUGACCAGAAAACAGAUACAAGACCUGAGCCAUGCCCUGACCUUUCCCAGGGUGCAAGGCGUGGUCUACUGCACGUGCUCAGUGUAUGAAGAGGAGAAUGAGCUGGUGGUGAAGAGAGCGCUCAGGAACGCUGCCAUUAGGAGCAAGUUACGGCCGUUCAGGAUAGCGUCUACAGGAUGGAUGGAUAACGAGAGGUUCUUCAGACUGCAGGCUUCCGGCCUGGGUGAUGGCUGCUUUUUGUGCGUGCUGAAGCGAGAGGAAACAGAAUCAGUACAGGACAUACUGGAACGUGCAGCAGCCAAAGGUCUCCUAAACGGACUGGCGCUUCCUGAAAAAGUCAAGAAACCCAAAGCAAAAGACACACCAAGAAGAGCUCCAUCCACCACUCCUCCUCCUCCUCCUCCUCUGGCUGAUCCCUCUCUCUCCAGUGAUCCGAACAUUUCCGAGCAGCUCCACACUGAUCCUGGUGUUGCCCUGAAACACACACCUGACUCACGCUGUUCGUCUCCUGCCCCGGACGACUCGGCUGACUCGGUUGACUCGGCUGCAGAAAAGGUAAAGAAUCAGGAUCCUGCUGCGAAAGAAGGGAGGAAAAAAGGGCGCAGGCGCAAAGGCAAGCGUCGAGGAGUAAAAACCAAGAGUCGGAGAACGUACAAGCGAAGGACGAGAUCGUCCCGUAAGAAACAGAGUCAGGAUUAACCUGUGUAACACACACACACAGCUUCUAGACAUGUUCUGCCUUUACAAAGACCAGCGCCUCUAUUAAAAAUGUAUA
Hemibagrus wyckioides is the source of this 1927-nucleotide messenger RNA. Its product is annotated as putative methyltransferase NSUN7. Gene Ontology annotation, molecular function: methyltransferase activity. The record is from RefSeq and is a predicted model, not a curated record. The transcript has 11 exons. The coding region runs from base 1 to 1851 and encodes 616 amino acids. NCBI's taxonomy places the organism in Eukaryota, Metazoa, Chordata, Actinopteri, Siluriformes, Bagridae.